UCUUUUUCCUCCACCCACCACCAUCUUCUCAUAUCCUAGAUAUUCGAGAUGGCUGACCAGUCCACGAUCCCCACUUUCAAGCUCGUCCUUGUUGGCGAUGGCGGUACCGGCAAGACCACCUUUGUCAAGCGUCACUUGACUGGUGAAUUCGAGAAGAAGUACAUUGCCACCCUUGGUGUCGAAGUACACCCUCUCUCCUUCUCGACCAACUUCGGCACGAUCUGCUUCAACGUCUGGGAUACCGCGGGUCAGGAGAAGUUCGGUGGUCUCCGCGACGGCUACUACAUCCAGGGCCAGUGCGGUAUCAUCAUGUUCGACGUCACCUCCCGCAUCACCUACAAGAACGUCCCCAACUGGCACCGCGACCUCGAGCGUGUCUGUGAAAACAUCCCCAUCGUCCUCUGCGGUAACAAGGUCGACGUCAAGGAGCGGAAAGUCAAGACCGGCCAGGUUACCUUCCACCGCAAGAAGAACAUCCAGUACUUCGAGAUCUCGGCGAAGUCGAACUACAACUUCGAGAAGCCCUUCCUGUGGCUCGCCAGGAAGCUCGUUGGCAACCCCUCGCUCGAGUUCGUUGCCGCGCCCGCUCUUGCCCCCGCCGAGGUCCAGGUCGACGCCGCGCUGAUGGAGCAGUACCAGAGGGAGUUGGCGCAGGCCGAGGCCGUCCCCCUCCCAGAAGAGGACGACGAUCUGUAAAUUCACGCGCUCACGACCCUGUAUCCCCCCGCCCCGCCAUCUGUUACCUCUAUACAACAUAUCCUGUGAUCACUGUUUCAAUAUAAACCACGUCGCAUCCCGGAGUAGUGCAACCUCGGUCCGCCCUCUGAGUGCGCAUGCCUCGUUGUAGAGUUUGUUUGUGGAUUGGCAGUGUAAUACGGAUAUCUUUUGCAGCAAUGCUUCACGAAUCAUGACGUCAC
This is a messenger RNA of Trametes versicolor FP-101664 SS1, 917 nucleotides long. Its product is annotated as GTP-binding nuclear protein RAN. Gene Ontology annotation, molecular function: GTPase activity; GTP binding. The transcript is spliced from 7 exons. Gene Ontology annotation, biological process: ribosomal subunit export from nucleus; protein import into nucleus. Bases 49 to 696 code for a protein of 215 amino acids. NCBI's taxonomy places the organism in Eukaryota, Fungi, Basidiomycota, Agaricomycetes, Polyporales, Polyporaceae. The record is from RefSeq and is a predicted model, not a curated record. Gene Ontology annotation, cellular component: cytoplasm; nucleus.